CCAAAGUAGAAUAAAGUCGGAACGAUAAGUCGUUUUCGCAAAAAUUAACGAGAGCAUCUUCAGUAUUUGAGUUUGGAUUUGCUCUGUGUCUGUAGUAUAUUUGUAGAGAAUUUUUUAUUAGUUUCUCAUCAAAAAAGUUGAUGUGAUUGCGAGUCCCGUUCCUUUACACGUCGGGGACAAACUUCUGCACGACAACACCAUAUCUUCGACCGAACCAGCAAUCUCGACGUUAGCGACUGAACGGCGUCGUCAGGAGCGCUGUCAGAAACGCUUCGUCUUCUAGCUUCCUUUUUUUCAAGCACGCCAACGAUCUUUUUUUUCUACUUCGUCGACCUUGCACUUAUCUUUCAUCAACGAGUUGCAGUGCUUAGUUCUUCCUUGACGAUUUUGACUAGUUUUUAUAGCCCAAUGCAUAAUCAAAUUGAUAUUGAAAUUGACCUGACAAGGUGGAGUUUUGUUGCACAGAUUAAUUGCAUGAAUAGCAUACUUGUUUUUCUCUUGACAUCAAAAAAAAAUAGAAAAACGAGGACAGUAUAGUAUUGAGAAAUGACAUGAAGAUUUCGUAUCUAGUCCUCUUAUAUAUUGCACGCAACAUAAAUGUCUAAUCCCUUUCUCUUGUCUAUCAACUGUCUCGUCUAAUGAACCUUAGCUGUAACUUUCAGAAAUAGAACAGAGCACCGUGUCUAUUAAGAUUAACAAGAAGGCAAACACAAGAACUACAUCAAUACAAGUAAAAGUUGUACUUGUAGUACUUAAGAAAUAGAAGUGGUAGAAUAAAGUAGCAGCAGUUGUACAACUGGCAGCAUCAGCAAUCACAAAAGCGAUAGGAGAGACCAGAGGCUGUCGAUCAUGUCCCGCGAGCAGCUUGGUGAACAAUGGGAAGCUGUCGGCUUCGACGACACACCAGGACCGUUUUUGCCGUAUGUAACAGCCUCCAUAGCAGAUCGUCUAGUACUCCUUGUUUGUCUUCAACAUAUGUUGAAGUUUAUACAAAGUGCACCAAGUACAUCUGCAGACCUACGUACUUAUCUAUGUAUAACUAUUAGCAGCUUGUCUGUCAUGAAUUACUAAUGACAAUGAGCCAGGUGCCGGGGGGGCUUGAUGUGUCAACGUAACCUAACUGAAUGACCUGUACAUUACAUACCAACUCUCAUCCUCGUCCUCUGUCAUCUCUAACACGGCGCUUUCUCUCCACGCGACGUUCCUGCAGAUUUCCUCGUCCAAUGCUGGCAAUGCGGUGCAGUGCUCUCUUCGCGCGGCGAGAAAACUAAAGGGCGGCGCUGUCUACAUUGUUGUCUCCUCUUCUGCCCAGAUUGUACACGAGAACUAAAGGAUUCCGAAACCGCUUUGUAUGCGAGUAUUUUCGAAGUAGGUGGGGAAUUAGGUGGGUCUUCUGGCGGUGGAGGUGGCCAUGGUGGUGGGAAUACUUCCGCGGCCAUACAACAAGGCAUUCUUCAAAAUCAUCAACCAGCAGUGCCCGGCCCCAGUACUGGUGCCGCUGCUAGUAGUGGUCCUUUGAUGUUGGCAGGUGGAACGAUUGGUGACUCAGGUGGGAACCAACAUCAUGCAGUCAGCGCGUCUGGUGGGAAUCCGGCUGCGUCUAUCACAGCAAGCCAGGGAGCAGAUGCGAUUCCGGUUUUGUGCUGUUCUGGAGGUUAGCUUUUUUUAUUGUUCGAUCCGAUUACUUCUUGUUUUGCUGCAUGUCACUUGUGUAUACUAGAUUUUAGAUCAUUCAUCAUGGUAGCGUCCUCGCUGUGGAUUCCUUUUUUCUCGACAUGAUUGAAUUCCAAAAUUCACCACGACUUGCCCAUCGAUCAGGGAAGUCUUCCUGUUACCGCUGGUUUCAAGAUGUUUCUCGGGUCAUCCCGAGUCGAGAAGCAAUCGAACCUGCAGUUCGACAGAUAUCGAAGCUUAGUUUAAGUGAGCUGGUCCAGUGCGCCAAACAUGGAGAGGUAUGUCGGAACCCACCAGCUUUGCGCAGGAUAGCAACAACGGAUGAAGAAGAAGAACCAGUUGUCUUGACUUGGGAAGUAGACCAAGCUGCUGUUACCAGCACCAGCGGAACUAGCGGAGCACCAGGAGGUAAAAACGGCACCACCUCGACCAUGUCCACUGCUCGAGCCAUCGUCGUCGAGCAAGUUCCUCUCUCCCCAUCAGCUUCGCCUUCCAGGGUGAUCAAGGAAGUGGAGAUCCUGCAACCUUCAUCAGCAGACGAAGAGGCAACUGCGACUGGUGGCAUAACCGACGUUCACGACGAUUUCAUGCUCACAGAUGCAGAUGACUCACUGAUAGAAAGUAAUGAGAAGAUGAGCACAGGGAGUGCGAGCAGGCUUGGUAGUCUUUUUUCGAAUACGAAGUCUCUGUUUCGUGAAAAAGCAUCGCCAUUGGGAGCUUUGUUCCAGGGUGCGGGGGGUGGGUCAUUGUCUACAACAGGGACAACUGGGACUUCUACUCCACCGACAGGCGCUCUUUCGCAAACAAAAGUAGAACAUCCGAAACAUGAUAGUCUCAACGCUGCUCAAAAUGACACCAUCGAUCCAACAGCACCCGCAACAGUAGCAUCCACAAGAACUCAAAAUCAUCCUACUCCUGAUGCAGCGACGACCGCGAGGAAACUCCGCAAAACUCUUGCCAGCUUAAAGCUUCGCUGCGUAGACAGACUUGGUCGCAGCUCACGGACAAAGUUCACAGCCUUGGAACGGAAACUGGUGGCGCCUUUUAGACGCCAUCUAGUCGAACAAAACUAUUGGAGCGUUGCAAAACUUGUGCAAAUGUCGAUGGAUUUCGAUGAUGCGGUUGACGUUGCGCUGUUAGCAGAGCUUUUACUGAAUCAUGCGAAUACGUCGUCUAAGAUGACAGUUGUGGGGUCGGAAGGAGGAGGAGGAGGAGGAGGCGCAGAUCAUCUACAACAGCAUUUGCAGUUGGACAUAAACACUGCAGCUCAUAGUUUUCCAACCUCAACCUCAACAACAAAAACUGAAGUAGUCCAUCAAGAAGUCCUCCAAAAAUCUUCUUCUUCAUCAUCUGCUGAGAAUCUCCUUCAAGAAACGAUAUUAAGCCAUCAUGGAGUCGUUUCCGAAGAAGUACUCAAUCGUACCAGCAAUCUGGAAUUAGUAUUCCUCAUCGCUUCAGUCCUUGGUUGGCUGAAUAAAGCAUUGUCGUCUCAAAAGAAGAAACUUCGAAGAACAUCGUUCUUUAGGACUAGCACUGCUGGCUCAUCGGGUGGUGCACCUUCGAUCACAGGACCAGGCAGUGCGCCACCUCCUUUGCAUGCGAGUCAAGUUCAACAGCCGCAAGCUAAUGGAACUUCUAUGGUCGCUGGAGUUGGCCUUUCAGCUAGCACAAUGAUGACUGCUUCACGAGGACCUGCUGCAACGGGCGAGCAAGGAGGAUCAGGUCUCCCCGAUCUUCAAGCAGACGACACAACCGGCCCACUUGCGUCUCCACCGGGUUUGCCUGUGCGAACGUCAUCUGAAAAUCUCGGCAACUCCGCGAAGUUGAGUGAUCGCAGUUCAACGCGAGGUAGCAGUCCUGCUUGUUCGCAAUUGCUCGGAGCACACCGUGGUGUGUCUGCUUCUAGCCAACAACUGAGUCGGACUGGGUCCAAUACAGGGCCGCCACUUCUCAGUCGCAUGGCAUCGCAACAAACGACAACAAGCAGUGUGAAAGACAUGCCAUUGAACGCUGUGUUCGGUGGUGGUAGUGGCACAGCAGGAACUACAGGCAUCACGAAAUCACUUACCAGGAGAGGCAACAACCAGAUCAUUUCGCCUGCUCUCGUUCAAACCUUGAUGAGUCUUGGUUGGUUUUUUUCGGUGCAGUAUCCAAGUGUACAGAGGCUCAUCCCGAUUGUGCAGUCCGUUUUACUCCCCAGACUAGAGGUGAAGAGUUUUUUAGCUGAGGUUUUGUUGGACUGGUUGGCCAUGGUCGACAACCUAUACCGGGAACUAGUAGCCGUCCUGCAUACUUCACCUGGGCCAAGUGGUUCACCAGCUGCAACAACAUGUUCUGGUGGACACGGAAUACUAGCAAGCUCUACUACAACAAGCGGAGGUGGAGGUCCUUUGACGUCGCUUUUUCGUCGAAGUGAUGUCAGUGGUGACCGCUCAUCUACUUUAGGCGGAGGAGGGUCAACUGCUGGCACAGGUACAGCGAACGCCAAUCAUUUUGCUAGUAAUACAUUUUCCAGCAGAGGUGGUUCUGUCGUAGCUCUAAACACCAGUGCUCCACCCUCAGCCAAGGACAAUAGUCCCGACGACUUACCGCGAACAACCUCUUUCGCAGGCGGGGAUGCGUUCAGCAUGUGCGAUGAAAAUUUGGACGAAUACGUCCUUGAAAACCUCCAAAAACUAGAGUCUUUGGUACAGCUGCUGCAUGAAUUGCGAGAACAGAUUUUUCAGACGCUGUUUUCCUUCUUUUUCCCCGCGCAAUUGGCCGAACUCCUAAGCUACAAUCCGGAGACGGUGGCGCGAUUUGCAUCUGAACAAGAAAAAGCGGUUGCUUUUAACCCGCCUUCGAUGUCGGGUGUCAAUACAAAUGAUCGUACUAGUGCUAGUGGUGAUAUCAGGAAUCAGGAAAUAGCAGGAGGUGGUCCAGGGAUUUUUCCAACUGCAUCUGCGACCGGAACCUCAGUAGGAGGUCCAUCGCAAGCAAGCUCUUUUUCCAGCAGUGCACCUGGCUCAGGAGCAUUUCAUAGCGCCGCGACCAAACAAGAUGACAACCUCAGUGUUGAAAUGCUUCCUGCACUUCCGACGACCGCCGUUGCCGCAGAAGUAGUUCCAGUUUUGACAUCUUCACGCCGCAGCGUAUCAUCUGCCGAGGACGCUGUAUUGACCUCCGCAUCGGCACAGAGAACAAGAAUCAUUGCUGGUGGAAACGUAGAGCACUACACCCCUGGUGCUAGUCCUCGUCCUCCUCCUCCUCCAGUAGGUGGGGGUCAACUAGCAGCACAUCAGCACAUCUAUCCACCGCAAGGAUCCCCGAGACGACGUAAUAUCUUGGAUGAAGCAUCAGUUACAUCGACUACAGCAACUGCUACAAGUGGAGGAGGUCAUCCUGAUGCUCAUGCUACAGGAGGGCGCGGUCAAAGCUGUCAAAAUAGAAGCAGCAGUGCACAGCAGAGCCCUCGUGUGAGCAGUUUCAGGCCACCUUCACGUCGACAGUCAGCGAUAUCAGCCUGCUCAGUUGGUUCUGCAGCGGGUGGGAUAGUGGAUGGAACGGUGGGAACUGUCGUCUUCAACAGCUCUCAGGUGGAGCAAUUGUUGCGACAACGACAGUUCGAGUUCACUGGUGUCGCGUCACCAACCACUGUCGCCUCACCACGCUUCUUUCCUACAACUGCAGCUGGUGGGGGAGGUCUGACAACUCCGGUGACCACCACUCAACAAGGUCAACAGGGCGGGCACCAAGCAGGCAAUAAUUUGACGUUGAGCAACAUAUCUGCGACAUCAUCUGGUUCAGGCUCAUCUUCUUCGACACCUGGAGGGGCGUUUUUGAGUGGUAUGGUAUCGCCACCUCCUGGUACAGCUACAAGUGUACAACUUCUAGAGGGAACAGUAGGACUACAACCAGGUGAAGUUGGAGUUGGAGAGCAUCAGGGUCGUUUUGGUGUUGUACCAGCACAGGGUCGUUUUGGUGGCGUACCAAUAAGAAAAGGAUUUUCUAAAAAUCAUCAUCAAGGUGGUGCGGGGACGAAUGGUUCUGGUGACCCCACUGCAUCCUCUUCUACACCACGAAGCCACGCUACCCACUGCUCAAGGAAAAAGCUGCUGAACACGGAAAGGCGGGUCUCAUUCGACGACAAGCCGUUGACGACAACUUUCUUGCAGCCGGGAAGUUCACCACCAAAAGACUUAGUGGAGGAAGGCGCAAGUGGAGUCCCAGUGGGGGAAGCCUGUGGUGAUCCGCUUGCUGCGUCGGACUCGGAAACGGAGGGAGAGCCUAAAGCAGCCACCGCAGCCUCUUCUGCCUCUUCUUCUGGUUGCGCAAGUUUCACUUUGGAACCAAUAUUAAGGUCAACGUUUAGUGUCCAUCUUUCUCGGCAUCUCGGUACAACCUUUUUCUCUUGUAUUCUCAUGAAAUACAAGGUACCUAAUAAAAGAGGUCAGGAACAGGAUGAGGGGGCCGAGAUGCACUCUAGCAGACUCCAACAACAGAAGCCGAUGUUGAUGAUGGUGGUACAUUAGGAAGCACGAUAACGUCGACAGGGCUGUCUUUACCGUCGCCAACCGGAGGUGGUAAGUCGAUGCUUACAGCUUUGAAACCGACAACAUCAAACUCAUCUGGUUCUUCUAUAGACAGCACAACCGCGCCAGGAGGAGCGGGCGGCAGUACGGUGACAGUGGGAGGGAGCUCAUCAUCAACCUCUAAAACUCCGCCUUGUUCUACCGCUAGUGGUACAACUGCGCCGGCGUCAUCAUUCGCGACAGGAGGAGCUUCUUCACAAGUUCAUCAUAUAAACGACAAGAAUACAACUUCUUCGAAGACUUGUUCAUCAGCAGCACCAGUGGUGUAUUCUCCGACUGGUGUGGUGUCCUUCACGCCUUCAGGCGACGUUUGGGACGCUGUGUCGCUACGUCUAUGCCGCGAACGCCUCUCUGCCAGGUGGGCAUACCAGUAUUGGCAAAGACUGUUGCAAUCAUGCGCUCACUCGCUUCUAGUUCAACAAGAGUUUUUGCAGACAUUGGUUCAUGAACCAAGUUUCCUGUGUGACUUCGGAUUUGAAGCAGGUAAAAUAGAGUUUCUACAGUUGGGGUCAAUCAAAGGUGCGAAAUUGCUGGGUGAAAGUAAUAGCCAGAGUCGUGCGAUGUUGGUGAAAGUGUUCCAUCAGCAACAGGUGAUGCAGCUACAACCAGUUUUAGAGCAGCAUCAGCAGCGGUUGGAGAAGGGAGGAAGGUUUUUGCAGCAAGAUGAGGAAGGACGGAAAGUCGAUGCAGUCACAGAAUCAGCAGCCAUAACUCCGUCUUCAUUGACUGCGACUAUAGAAACCAGAACGGAUAGUGUGAGUCAGCCGGUGGCACCACCGAGUAGUGAAGGGCAACGUAUUCAAGGCAGCAUACCAAGCGCGGCUGAUAUCAUCAAAGUUGCUGGCAAGGACAAGGUUAAUUUAGCACAAGCAGACAAUUUGAUAAAGCCUGACCACCAACCACAACUUUCUUCAAGUCACCAGAAUCAACCAAAUACUGACACAGUCACCAAAGAAGACUCAAAUCUCAAUGUAUCAGCAUCUUCGAGUUCGAGUAGCGCAUCAGCAGAUGAUUCUUGUGGAGGCGCCGCUUGCUCAACACCCACCACCACAACUCAGGACACCGCAUCCAACCUGGCACUUCUACCUGCUUCAACACAGAAGCAAGGCUCGACACCAGCUAGCGGUCGACCUGCUUCCAGCAGCAAAACGCGCACUUUGGCCCGCAAGCCGUCUUUGCUGGAUGACAUCAAAACGAGUGAAGACCUUUACAGUCGAGCGCGAUCUUCAAAACCUAAAUUUGUCAUGCGAGUGGAAGAAGAAGAUCAAGACGACGAUGCAGCAAGUUUUGGUGGCAGUUCUGUCGAUAGUGUAGACUUGGCAGAGUCGGAUGAUCAGGGAGGCAAUGGAGCAGGAGCGCAGAACCAGGAAGUGAAGGAAACGAAAAACGCAGGUGACGACGAUAACAAGGCUUCUAAGUCAGAGCCGCAAGCUGAAACAUCUGAUAGAGGCGAUGACGUAGAAAAGGUAGUAGGAGAAGAAGGUCCACCACAGCCUGCUCCUGCACCUCCUGAGAAGAAAGCCAUAACAAAUCAGCUACAGGUAGAGGAACAAGAACCACCGAAAGCAAUACCGCCAACGGCGGACGAUCCGCCUUCCGCCGUCCAAAUGGCCGAACCUUCAUCAUCGGCCACUGCAGAAGCCACUGCAUCCUCGGCCGUCGCUGCUACACACCAUAUCCACCAACAGCACGCACCACACAGUUGUACUCUCCCAUCCACUCUUCCCUCCCUCUGUCCAACUCCCAUGUACCCAACUACUAGCCCGACAGCUGCUCCCGCGGCAAUCGAGAAGAAGCUUCUGCUCAUCAAGAAAGGGGACAAAGACACCUUGCGCAAAGAGAUCUGGGCGAGCUUGGUGAUUCAACUUUUCCAUGAAAUCCUCUACGCUGACCCCAGGGUCAUCGCCAAGUUAGAGGACAUUGGCUGUUCCGUUGACGAUUUUACUUACGGGCAACAUCAGCGAGCCUCAGCUCAUCUCCGAGGACACCAUCUUCAUUCGGCCUUUUUCGUUUCGAAAACUCAAAAUAAGCGAGUUACUGAAUGAAAUAUGGGAGGUAGCUUUACCUCAAGGCUACUCUUCGUUCUGCUCAGUACCUCGGUUAUUCUGAUCAGUUACUUGCAUAUUUCAGUUUUUCGAAUACUUGAAAACGACUUUUGAAGGAAGAUUCUCCUCUAUAAGAGAUGGGCUUUCGUUGCUUCUAACCCACUGGCACUGCCUUUCGAAUUCUGCAGUACGACAAGGAAACCAUCAUAGUUUGUUGUGUCGCGAAUGCGUUUACACUACGGGAUAUAGCGAGAGGCAGAGAUAUCAAAACGUCGACUGAACUAGCUCAAGAGUCAGCGGAGGAGAUGGAGGAAUGCUGUGCGGUUGACAGGUCAGCGCUGAGUGCGUCACAUCACAUGUCUAUGAGCAGUAUGCAAGCGCCAACUGCAGGGUCAAUGUCAAACUCUUGUAUUGUUGGUGGACCAGGAGGAGACGGUCUUGCAGGCGGUGGUGGUGCAAACAAGAACCGUUCGACCUCCACAGCAGCUCCAAUGCAUUCUUCGACCUCUCAGCUACCAGCAGCAAGAGGUGGGCAGAAACACUCUUUGGCUGAUUUUCUACACCGCCACAAUGAACCGCCACACGAUGAAUUCGCCAGACGUCGUCUAGCCUGGUCAGCCGCAACUGCGCUUGUUUUUUCCUUUGUCCUGGGGCUGUUAUGGCAUAACAAGUGUGCCAUCAGGAGCAUUUUUAGAUUUAGAUAGAAGAAGAAGUGCCAGCAGUAGCACAGUCCCGCUUAAUACCCAGGAUCUACUUGAUGAAGAAAGAAAACUGCCUAUCUCAUCACCCUCCGCCGUGUUUCUAACACCCGGCGAUCGGCAUCAGGAAAACGUGAUGAUAACAAAAACGGGUGUGAUGUUUCACAUCGAUUUUGGUUUCGUUCUGGGAGAGGAGCCGUUGAAUUUAGUUAAUUUGGUCACCAAGGCGAAACCGAUUCGAUUUGACUACACAGGUACAUACUACGACUGUAUUAGAAAAAGCGAUCGAUUCGAUCUGAUACAGGUAUUUUACUUCUUGUGGUUAAGAAAAUUGUUGCAAUCAUGACUAGAAUUUCGAUUUUGCUAGAGACGGGCUACUUCUGACGCGAUCCAGAAAAAGACGAGGCAUCAUUUCCAAGAAGAAACAAGAAACAAGAACACUUGAGAAAUCGUAUCCGCCCCAACAGAGCUGUACGGCGCCCUGGGACACAAGUGCACGGUGGAGGUGUUUUGGCCGGCUCUGGGCAUAAUCUUCAACGCCCUGCGACCGGAGUGCUACCUAAUCGCAAAGUUUGUGAACAAACAUCUAGGACCGAGUACAUUUUGUUUCUAAAGCUUUUGUUUGUGCAAAUAUUGGAUGAUGUGUUGAAAGUCGGUGUCAUCGGGAAAAGGGCUGGCUUGAAGGAACUGUCGUCUUGAUUCCCUGGCAAAAGGUCGCUGCGAAGAAGAUCUAAAUUCUCCCCACCCCCAUCAAGGUUCCGAGAAGCUCACCGCUUUCCUGUCUUCGCGAUUGCAACCGUGCCUAACUGACGAGCAGGGUGAAGCCUUCAUUGUGCAAGUUGUGACGAGGGCGAAGGAGUCGCAGGCACAACAGUGGCUGAAGGAUCGGAUACAUUAUGAUGGGAACACUAUAAGUUUCAUCAGGAGGGUUAGCUUCCUUAGUUAAAAAUAUGAUUCUAAAUCCCCCAGCUGGAGCUCGGACAGAUGGUACACCGUGGUAAGGAUUGGACGGCGAAUAUUGCAUCAAGCUUCGGAAGCUUGAUCACAAGCGGAGCGGCGGAACUUGGCAGUAGUUUUUUCGGAAGUGAAAAAUUAUAGGAUUUAGGAUUAUCGAGGAUGUAGAUAAAAAGUUGUAAUGCACCAAAGAAAUAAAGACCUGUAAGUUGUCUACUGUUUUUAGAAUGAUAAUUGCGCACAUCCACAUACUUACAACAAUGUCAAUCUAAAUAGAGGACGCUGGAAGCAUAGCAGCAGCACACAGCGACAUGAAAGUAGGCACUUAUUUUUCUCAGAUUUUCAUUUCCCAGGAGCACGUACUCGUCGUUUUUGACUUAUCACGCAAUAUCAGUUUACCAAGUCUAGUUAAAGAAAAUGAAUCAAUCUUAGUUGAUCCAAAUAUUGAUUUCCGCUUCCGCUUCCAGCACCCGGGGUUCUUUGCAUAGGAUGAAAAGAGGCCCACAGUGGUAUUCAGUUCUGUACAGCCCGCGCAAACGAUCCAGGAGCCGAAUCUAGAUUCCGGACACAAGUGGCUCCGACGCUUCUGUAUAGGUGCUGGCCACACUGUCGCAGAUAUAGCCGCUUAAGGAAUUUGUGGCAGAUAUUUUUCGCCUUUCGUUGUACUACGAUAUAAUAUUUUCAAAUGCUAAUCAUUUUCACAAUCACGCUCCUUAAAUUUCCCUUUCACGCUGUAUUUCUUGUCUUAAGUCUUUCUUGCUUAAAUCUGGUUUGAUGUGCUGUGAAGCAAUCUUGAAUCUUGAUGCCCCGUAGUCGGCGGCGAUUUAGGAAACAUUUGUAGUCAUUUUUUCAUGACGUGCAGUUUUGUUUAAAGAUCAAUUGGGUUGUUAUAGACGAGUCAGCCUCGUUUUCUUUGUAUUGAUUCGAAGCUCUCAUCCAGAGGCACCUUCCAGCAACUACACACACCUAAUUUUAUGUCGUUGCUCCUAUUCGUCAAACCUGCAUCUGCAUAGACAGUCAAAAUUUUAAAUCGAAAUCAACGAUUUCUCGUUCCGCGGCACACGACCACGGUGUUAUCUUCCACCCCUGAUUCCUGAUUCCAGAGAUCAAUUUAGAAAAUUGUUGGUCCCUGUGACCUGUUAUGGAG
Amoebophrya sp. A25 is the source of this 11089-nucleotide messenger RNA. Lineage: Eukaryota; Dinophyceae; Syndiniales; Amoebophryaceae. The record is from the annotation of a GenBank genome assembly.